Molecule: messenger RNA, 3106 nt
Organism: Patiria miniata (bat star)
Lineage: Eukaryota; Metazoa; Echinodermata; Asteroidea; Valvatida; Asterinidae
Product: peroxisomal membrane protein PEX13-like
Exons: 4
Coding region: 43-1473 (476 amino acids)
Biological process (GO): protein import into peroxisome matrix, docking
Cellular component (GO): peroxisome; peroxisomal importomer complex; peroxisomal membrane
Molecular function (GO): protein binding
Source: RefSeq, a predicted model, not a curated record
CAUUUGUUAUCUUUAUCGAUCUAUCGAGCGAUUAUUAACAAAAUGGCCGCCCCACCGAAACCUUGGGAGAGAGGGGCAGGCCAGCACAAUCAAGGCUCGUUUUCGUCUGUUGGCGACUUUGGGCCGACACUAGUCAGUCAGCAUUCAUCAACAUCUGGUCUACCGAUACCUGGAUCAUCUAGUGCAGGGCCUGCUGUUUCCAGAGCCCCACCGCCGCUACCCACUCGCCCAUCUCAGCAAGGUUCGGCAUUCAGCUCUCCUGUCAAUCGAUAUGGUGGUCUUGGAUAUGGUAACAGUUAUGGCAGUGGUUAUGGUGGCUUUGGCAAUAGCAUGGGGGGCUAUGGAGGGAUGUACGGAGGCAGUGGGUUGUAUGGAGGGGGUUCUUAUGGAGGUGGGAUGUUUGGUGGAGGGGGCCACUUUGGACAGGGCCAAUUUGGUCGUGGUGGGGAUCCGGCUGGUUACAACCAGUUUCUCCGCCAGGCAGAAGAGAAUAGUCGUCCAGCCUUCCAGUCAAUUGAGAGUAUUGUCCAAGCCUUUGGUUCCAUCAGUAUGAUGAUGGAGUCGACUUUGCAGACUGUCUACAACAGCUUUAGAGCAGUCAUUGGCGUGGCUGACCACUUCUCACGUCUCAAAGUCCACCUGGCUCACAUCUUUACGGCCUUGGCACUCUUCCGAACACUGCGCUACAUCUAUCGUCGUCUGCUGGCUUUUUUAGGGUUAAGAAGCCGGGAGUUUGCUGAGGAGUUGUGGGAAAAGGCAGAAGGUACAACAGAAGAGCUCGUCGGGAAAAUGGAGAAACUCAAUGGAAAGAAGAAGAAGGGUGCGCCAUCAUGGCCCAUCUUCAUGUUCUUUGCUGUGGUGGUCGGUGGACCCUAUAUUAUUUGGAAGCUGUUGUGUUCUACUGAGGAUGACACACAAGAUCAACCAGCAUGGGCUAGUGGUGAGGAAGAUCAUGUUGUGGCGAGGGCAGAGUUUGAUUUUGAGGCUGAAGGAAGCAAUGAGCUGUCAUUCAAAGCUGGCAGCAUGAUUAACCUUGCUCCCAAAGAGAUGCAGCCUAAGGUUAGAGGAUGGGUCUUGGCAAGUGUGGAUGGUCAGUCUACAGGCCUGGUUCCUGCAAACUACAUCAAGAUUCUAGGCAAGAGACGUGGUCAGAAAAGCCUUGCAGGACUAGAGGUACAGCCUGGGGAGUCCACUCAGCAACCAGAGACAAUCCCAGAAAAACCCGUAGUUGUCUCCAGUACCGGCCAACCGGGGAGUACUGGCCAACCAGCACUACCCACCACUCAAAGCGAAUUGAAUCUGGCAGCUUUCGACAAGGCCUUCACAGAAGCACCUAGCAGCAGCCAGGCAGCAGAGGGCGCUGUUCAGAGCAGCAUGGACACUGAGUGGUCUGCAUGGGAGAGCAAUCAAAUAGGGGACACUACAGACAAAACAACUGAAGAGGUGGACUCUCUUGAAAAUACAAGUACAUGAAACUAGCUUAUCAUAAUUGUAAUGCAACAGGUAACCCUUGUAUCUGAUUGUUUUUUUUCACUAGUACCAUCCAUUUAUUAGGCAUUCAUAAAUACCUAAGACAAGUUACCCAUUACUAUUGGUGGAGAGCCUGUCACAUGGCUGGUCUUAAACAAUUUGGACUCCUAUGAAUCUGGCCCCUUUUUCUGGUCGAACGUUCACAAUCCUCACUAGAGCAUGCGUAAUACUACCAAUGAGUAAGUAUUUCAUUGUCCUAAAUUCACACCACUGCGGCACCGCUGCGUUCAGUGCCACAUCACACAGUAGCCUACGCACCACGCUUGCACCAAUCUCCUCAGAGUUGUUUACAACUUCUCACAAGAGGCACAUACAUGUACCAUACCAUAGCUAGAGGGGUGUUUAAAAAAACAUGAAGUAAACUUGUCGAACAAAAUCAUUAGAAAUUGAUAAUUUUUUACUUGUUUGAUUGCAGAGGUAUUUAAGAACGGGAAUAAAUAUGUGCUUGGCCAGUAUUAAACAACUGAUAUUGCUAUAUUAAACAGCCUCAUCUUUGGCUUGGGUCAUUAUCAGCGUCCAGAGUAGACUCCAAACCGGUCUUAAACAUAGUGUUUAAAACCAGCCAAGCACACAUUUAUUCCCUUAGUAAUUAUUUCCAAUUAGCCUUUGCAAGAAAAGAUGAGGUAGACAUGUACACUUCGUACCAGGCAAUGAUAUGUACAUGUAUAUCAUUUUCUUAUCUCAUAACAUAUUAUUUUGUGUUUUUAUCUCACGCAUUUACAAUGUUGCAUUUGACUUUAUGACAAGUCAGUCACAAGUCAAAAAGUCCAAAUUAUUUCACAAGCUAUUCAGAUAAACUUGGAACAAAGGCACAUCUUUAUUUCUUGUGACUUGUUAAAUGACUUGUUAAGCGACUCGUGACUGACUCGUGAUGAACUCCACAACCUUGUUAAUUUGGCAGUUUUUGGGAUUGGCAUCUUUGAAUUACUGCAUGUACAUUAUUAUGAUAUAAAUUAUAUUAAAAAAAACAAUUGGUUAUCCCUAUUUCAGUGAUUGUACAGGUUUUUAGUUUUGUUAAAAAAUAAUUGGCGUACAUUCCUUUCAUGCAUUAUUUUUGUGAUGUCCUACCAAUGAUAAAUCUUUUUUGUGCCCCUGUGUUGGAGGAGAUGCGUUUCGAAAUGUUCUCUAUAACUUUAGUAGUUAACUGUAGCAUAAAUACACACUAGUAUAUUGGAGCUAAAACUUAUUGAAUCCUAUAAGAAAACCUUUCUUUUCUGGUUGAGAGUAUUGUACUGAUUUUUUAAAGAACAGAUGAUUUUAUUAAUAAAUGCAAACAUAUUUUGUAAACUCUAUGAAAUUGUAUAUUACCGCAUAAAAAAAUACACCAUAGGUAGAUGCAAGGCAAAUUGUUGUUUAUUGUUUUGUCAAUACUGAACUGAGACUCUACCCGACUCUUAGUGGACACUCUUAGGAACUAUAGGUUUUGGGUGCCAAGGCCCAAAAGGAAAAUAUUUCUGCUUCCGAUUACAUGGCAUUCGAAAAUAGGGUAGGUAGGUGGGGAAUUCUUUUUUAUGUAUUCUUUUUAUGUACGAUCAUAUGGAGGCAUCUGCGUGUAUUUAAAGGUAAAAGAUAGUAA